Sturnus vulgaris (Common starling) is the source of this 2233-nucleotide messenger RNA. NCBI's taxonomy places the organism in Eukaryota, Metazoa, Chordata, Aves, Passeriformes, Sturnidae. The record is from RefSeq and is a predicted model, not a curated record.
GAGCGGAGCGGAGGCGGAAGCCGCGCCGAUGAGUUGUGCGCGCUGGGCAGCGGCCGUGCGGAGUCCCGCGCUGUGCCGAGUGACCCCGGCCGGCCAAGGAUGAUUACGAACACGCGGGGCUUCCUGUGGUCGGAUCUGGAGACGCGGGCGCUGCUGGAGAUCUGGGGCGAGGCGGACGUGCAGUCGGCGCUGGACGGCAACUUUCGGAACAGCCAUGUGUACCGGGACGUGGCGUGCCGCCUGGCCGAGCUGGGCUUCGAGCGCACCCCCGAGCAGUGCCGCAUCCGCAUCAAGGGCCUCAAGCGGCAGUACUACCAGGCCCGGGACGGGCUGAAGAAGAACGGGCACGCCCGCAAGAUAUGCAAGUACUACGACGAGAUGGACCGGAUCCUCAGCUGCCGGGGGGGCCCCGACGGCGCCCCCGAGCCGCUCGUCCCGCCGCCCGACGGCGCCCAGCCGCCCGCGGGGCCGCUCGCCGCGCCGCCCACGCCGGGCACGCCGCACAACCGCCGCGAGCUGGACGCCGAACUGGACGAGGACGCCGGGCCGGAGUCCCCCCGCGACAACUUCACCGAGGAUUCCGGCGAGUGCUCUUCCUACGCCGACCACCCCAUCAAGGUGGAGUGCCCGUCCUUCGCCAUCCCCGUGCCGCCCGGUGACGGCUUUAAAGAAGUCAAUGCUCCAACUAUUACCCCACCUCUCAAUCAGCCCAAAAGAUCAAAAAAACGCCAUACAAAUCUGACAUUGGAUAAAAUGAUGGAAAAAUUCCUGCAGCAGAGCAUGGAUACAGAUGAGAAAUUUUACAGAUUCGAAGAGCAGAGGCUCAAAAUUGAGGACAAGCGUCGGGAAGCUGAGCAUGCUCGAGAACUCCAGAUGUUACAGAUGUUGGGACAGAUGUUGGCUGGAAUUUCUUCUACCGUAUCACAAAGGUCACAAUCUAUACCGGCAAGUCCACCUCGGAGAGCGAACCAUCGUUCAUAUGCGGAUAACUUUAAUUAUAAUGCUAUGACAGCAACACUUUCUCCACCGAUAGUUAUAGAGAGAUCUUUUUCACUGCACAGGACACACACUCUGAAGGAUAUGGAGAAUAUUUUUCAGCUGGUGCGCAAUGUUAUCCCUCCUCUAACAGGGAAAAAGCAUAAAGGUCAAGAUGGUCGUAUAGGCAUUGUUGGAGGAUGUCGAGAAUACACUGGAGCACCGUAUUUUGCUGCAAUUACAGCUCUCAAAGUGGGUGCAGAUUUAUCCCAUGUGUUUUGUACCAAAGAUGCAGCAACAGUAAUCAAAUCAUAUAGUCCAGAGCUGAUUGUUCAUCCUGUUCUUGAUAGUCCCAAUGCUAUCCAUGAGGUGGAAAAGUGGUUACCACGGCUGCACUCAGUUGUCAUAGGACCUGGCUUAGGUAGAGAUGAAGUUCUGCUUGAGAAUGCUAAGGGUAUUAUAGAGAAGUCGAAAGUGAAAGGAAUUCCUAUCAUUAUUGAUGCAGAUGGACUGUGGCUCAUUUCCCAGCAGCCUUCUCUAAUUCAAGGCUACCAGCGAGCUAUUCUUACUCCAAACUAUAUGGAGUUCAGUAGACUGUAUGAAGCCAUGCUUAGAGACCCCGUAGACAGUAGUGAUCAUCAUGGAUGUGUGUUGAGACUCAGCCAAGCCAUGGGGAAUUUGACAGUUGUGCAAAAGGGAGAAAGAGAUCUUAUUUCAGAUGGAGAGAAGGUACUUGUGUGCAGUCAUGAAGGAAGCAGCCGGAGAUGUGGUGGACAGGGGGACCUCCUUUCUGGCUCUCUUGGAGUCAUGGCACACUGGGCAUUUGUUGCUGGAGCUGAAAAAACAAAUGGUCAAAAUCCCUUUCUAGUGGCUGCAUUUGGAGCUUGCUCUCUCACAAGGCAGUCUAACCACCAAGCCUUUCAGAAAUUCGGACGUUCAAUGACAGCCUCUGACAUGAUUUCAGAAGUUGGAACAGCUUUUAACAAACUUUUUGAAACCUGAAGCCAAAGCUGCAGAGAAGAAGAAAAGGAAGAACAAUGACUGCAAGAGUAAUUACAUGUACCGUAGAAUUUACAUAAUGCACCCUUUCAAGUGCUGUAGCAGCAUUGGUAUGUUAGGUAGAUAUUUUUUAUUUUUAAGAAUAGAAAAAUAUGAUUAAUGUAGAUAUUUUUUAAGAGUUUGGAAUACAAAAAUGUUUUGGCUGAAAUAAGCUGUAGUUGCAGAACUGUUAUAAUAUAAUAAAACUAAACUGAAAGUA